Molecule: messenger RNA, 3156 nt
Organism: Trichobilharzia szidati
Lineage: Eukaryota; Metazoa; Platyhelminthes; Trematoda; Strigeidida; Schistosomatidae
Source: the annotation of a GenBank genome assembly
CUUGCCUAUGAAGCUAAUUUGUUUGUCUGUUCAAGGUCACUGAGUUGGCUUUGUUGUUAGGUUCGGCAUAUUUCAGACAAAUCAGGGAAGGAAUGACGUAGACUACAAGCAUUCUGUGGUUGUCCAAAAACAAUUCUGGAACUAGACUAAACUAACUUGCUAAGUACUCAUUACAAAUUCUGCGGUACAUGUCGAGACACAGAAACAUACGAGCUUUGUGUGAUGACGGUAAGUGUAGUUCGAUUUCCUAUGAAACUGAUUAGACGUCGACACAUACGAUGAAGUGCUGGCCAGUUCAGUAGAUGAUGAUUACACAGUAUCUCCGAAUACAUCGGAAAGAUAUAUUUAUAAUCCGAAUCGUGGAUUCAAACAAGACAUACCGAUAUUCCCAGUGACAAAUAUCGAGCCGCUUAGUUUUACAGCAGAGGACUUCCCUGCCAAUGAAGCUGGAAAAAUCUUACCAGAUUCUCCCGGUGACGUAUCUGGACGAAUUUCAUCUCAACAAACAUUUGACUUCUCAAAUCACAACAAUGUGGAGAGUAAAAAUCUGAAGAACAGUAAACAGACUGUCGACGAAGUGUUUGGCAACAGCGAUCUUUUUGAUUCUAGUAUUUUUAAACCUGCGAAAAUGGCUGUGCAGAAUGAGUUAAUGAAUAGUCUCAGUUUUGUUAAUAAAAGCAAAUCAGAGGAACUGGAUUUUGAUCUACUUGAUUUACUUACUUCCAAAUCUUCUACUAAAUUACAACCGUCUCUCCAGGAGCCUGCAAAAUGCAAACGUAAUGAUCACGACACUAGCAUGACUCCUGGCUACAAAUCAAACUGUAUUCAUCUGUUGUCACAAACAACCAGUCUUUUUGCUACCAGUUCUAGUAUUCCAAAGUCCUCUGACAAAAUGGUACAUGGACUCCCAGUAGUAGAAUCGAACACAAAUGAAUCUUUUGCUGGAUGCAAAACCCCUAGUUUUCUUGGUUUAGUAAUGCCAAAAUAUAAAGCAGAGAAAUCUAAUGCGUUUGAUGAUAUGUUAUCGAGGUUUUCGUAUGUACUGGUUCGAACACGUUCGCCUAUAUACGGCUGUCUCUUCCCAACAAACUCUGUUUCGGGGUUUACUUUUGAUAUUCCAGAACCUAAAACUUUCGAUCGUCAGUGCUCAAAGUCAACAAAUUUUAAAGUCGAUAGACCCUGCAUCUCGAGUAAAACUGCUCAUGGUUCUUGUGUUACACAAGUACGUCCAACAGAUGAAGACAAAUCAUUGGAUACGUUAAAUUUAUCACUAUCACAGAAACUAACAAUUUGUCAAUCUGACGGUCGUCCUAAUGUUUUGCGCACUCCGGUUAGUAAUGCUCCAGCAACUCCCAGUAAACCGAUCGAUCGUCAUUCACUAGUAAGUGAAUAUGCAAAACUUCACAAAGGAUCAGGAGAUAAACAAAUAAUCAAUCUUAUAGUUAUGGGUCAUGUGGAUGCCGGAAAAAGCACGCUUAUGGGAAAUCUUCUCUAUCUGCUAGGACAUGUUUCUGGUAAACAGUUGGCUAAAUAUCAAUGGGAUGCACAAAAGAUGGGGAAAGCAUCAUUUGCUUAUGCAUGGAUUCUGGAUCAAACUUCAGAAGAAAGAAGUCGUGGUGUCACAAUGGAUAUCGCCCAAACUUCAUUUGAAACGAAAUCCAAACGGGUUGCUUUGAUGGAUGCUCCGGGGCAUAAAGACUUCGUUCCACAAGUAAUCGGAGGUGCUACACAAGCUGAUGCUGCUCUGCUAGUAAUCAAUGCUACUCGAGGUGAAUUCGAAACUGGUAUCGGUACUGGUGGGCAGACAAGGGAACAUGCUAGAUUAGCUCGUUUGCUUGGGGUGUCUCGUUUAAUUGUCGCAGUGAACAAAAUGGACACAGUAGACUGGUGUCAGUCACGAUAUGAUGAAAUUCAGUCACAAGUAUCCGGAUUUUUAAAAUCGAUGAAUUUUUCUGGAAUGGUAUUUUGUCCCGUAUCAGGACUAAUCGGAGCAAAUUUAGUACCACAAGAUACGACUAGUUGUAAAAAUGCAUCUGAGUCCAGUUCAAAACUUUUUCAAUGGUAUUCAGGACCCUGCUUAUUAGAUCUUAUUGAUUCAAUCCCAUCACCUGAAAGAACUGUUGAUGGACCAUUUCGUUUUGUUGUCAGUGAUAUAUUCAAACCGGCUGGCUCAAGCAUACCGGCUGUUGCUGGUCGUGUUGUUUCAGGUGCUGUUUCCGCUGGUGUAAAUCUACCCACAAGUAGAGUAAUCUGUCUCCCCAGUGAUGUGCGUGCUUGUGUUAAGUCGAUUAGAUCUUUGUGUAAUUCACGUUCAGGUCCAACGGAUACUGCUGAAGGUGAUCUUGGCGGAAAACUGUUAGAUCAGGUGGUAAAAUUUGCAUUCGCCGGUGAUCAGGUGGCAUUAAUGUUGGCAGACAUAGAUCCAUUUCAGGCUUUAAUUCCUGGUGAUUUAAUUACUGAUCCCGAUAAUCCCAUUCCACCGGCCACAUGUAUAUUAGCCAAAUUGUUAGUAUUCACUAUACGACAGCCUAUUACCAGAGGUUACCCUGUAAUAUACUAUUACAAUUGUACUAGUGUAGCAGCCAAUAUUACUAAACUGAAGUCUAUGACUCACAAAGAAAAUAAAAUGGAGAAGACUGUUAAAAAGCCAAGAUGUCUUUUGGGGAACUGUACAGCUGAUGUGGUGUUAACAUUCGAAAGACCAAUUUGUAUAGAAACAUAUGAAAAGUGUAAAGCUCUUGGGAGGUUUAUGCUUCGUGUGGGUGGGGAAUCAAUAGCUGGCGGUACUGUUACAACGAUACUUCCGAUGACAAAAAAUCGACUUAUUGACGUGUAACAACGCUCGAAUUCUCACACCGAAAGAAAUACGCGUGAAACAUUUUCUAUCUCUUAAUGCCGAAAUGUCUUUCAUUAUCUUUGUCCUGCUCUCUUACGUUUUCCACUUUUUAAAGAAAUGAUCUAAUAAUGCUAACUUUCUUUUUAGUCCUAACACUUCAUUUCAAACCUGACGACUGAAUAUCUUUUAUUCAGGAGUGCAUUCAAAUUGUGCUUUAUUAUUGUCAAAUGGUCUAGAUUUUCUAAAGGUUUGGGUUCAAACUUUUAGUCCAGUGUAUUUGUGUAUUAUUUAAAAUUGAUGAAAUACAACCUCACAGCAGU